AUGGCGGACAACGACAGUGCGAUCCAUUUGCAGCGUCUCUCAAGGCCCCCAACGGAGUCGGACUCUGGACACAGCAGCCAGGACGAGGCGCCGAGGCAUGCUUCUCGUCAUCUGCCGCGUGAACCUGCUUUUGAGAAUGAUCAGCAAUAUGAACUUCCAGCAUACUCAAGAGCCACUCCGGGAAACCAGUCGAUAGGGCGUGGUCACAGCACAACGCUCCAUCGUUCGGGAUUGAUCACCUUUCUCACUCUUCUCUUUGCAGGCCUGGCAAUCUAUUCUUGGGUGAUUCUCGUGAUUCUGUCGUUCCGCCCUGUCAGCACCCGCUCCUGGGAAGCAAAUACGAGUCAGUUACACCAAUAUCCGAAGCAUCUUGACUACGGCCUGGAUGCGAGUCUCUACCGCUCAGCUAGAGUCAUUCAGUCUAUUCUCAGCGUGAUAAUUCUACCAUGGACAUCGGCCGUAUGUGCCCAUGCCGCGGUCAUCUUUGUGCAGCAGCAGAAGGAUAGUAUGGGAUUGACUAUGCGGCAAGUCAUGACCCUAGCAGACCGUCGGUGGUUGGAUUUCUCGUUACUCCUCGAUGUAUGUGGCGGUGCUUGGAAACAACAUGGCAGUCAUCUUUUACUCCUGGCAAUCACGCUCCACUUCCUUGGCGCCAUCAUCUACCCAAUACAGUCUAUUAUGGUCAACCCCAAAACUAUCCAUACUCCAGUGUCCGCCAAUGACAUGGGCGUGGUGGGCGACCUUUCUCGUCCAUCAUCUUACUACGACUCGACCAGUGGCAGCGACGUCGUUAAGACUCGCGGGGCUCUUCUCAGUGCAGACACACAUACAUGGCAGCCACAGCUUUGGCAAGGCCAGCAAGGACCGCAGCUUUCAACUUUUGAGAACUUUUCGGCAAUGACCGACCCAUUCUAUGCCCAAGUCCCCAGCGGCUUCCACACAGGGGUACUCCGCCAAUUUGCCAUGCGUAUCAACUCAACUGCUUCGUCUCGCUCUAUUGAGGUCGACGAGUUUCCGUCCGAGUGUGACACAGCUUCUGACGCAUUUUUCGCUAACUACUCAUCACUGACGGUCAACGGAUAUUCACCGCAAGUAUGGGCACUUACCGCUUGUAUGCCCAAUGUCACCAGCCGCUCGCCCUGGUCAGAGACCCGAAAUCGUCAAGAGUUUUCCGAGUCACUCUAUCUCAACAUAUCUAUCCAAGAUCCGACUUAUCCAAUAAAAGGCAUGCCAGCCGACGGCGCAUUGUAUGAAAUAAAUCUGAGAACGACUGCUGGCUACUUUGAGCUACCCAACUACAUGAACAAUGGAACACCGGGAGCGCUGCUCGAGAACGAUCCAAGUCCUGGUUGUGGCACAAACUGCAUGCGACAGGUCAACCGAGAUCCGUAUUGGCUCCACCGAGUGCGUCGGGAAGAUACCGCCAUCGGAAACGCAACCAACUACAUAUCUCAGACUGUUCCGUGGACGCCGUUAUGGAUUGACAACAAGGGACCCCUGUUGACAUCGGCACUUGCCCUAUUUGGCCCAGGUUCCUUUUUGGACACAUUCUUUGCUUCAUUCAACGUCAUCCAAACAAACCUUCACGACUCCGCUCUUGACCAGGAUGACAGCAAUUACAACGGUAAAAGCGUCUGUAUUGAACUUGCGCCUCUGAUGAACCUGUUUUACGCCGAGCAGUCGCACUACACUCCGCGAGACACAUGCAUUUCACUCCACCUCGGCUCUUACUAUUCCCGCUAUACCAAUGCCCACUCCCUGGUGUCCGAUUGGCUCUCUGGCAUGUACAAUUCCGCAUGGAAUAUGCCGAAUAUCUUCACUACAGCCGCGUUUCUUUCCAACAAGCAAUGGGUUGAAUCCAUGCAGCCCACAUACGCAAUUUAUCAAGAUUUUGGGUCUGAAACGGAAGUUCCAAAUAUUAGUCUGGCCGGCCUUAUUGUAGUCACCAUACUUCUGGGUCCAUAUCUCUUCCUCCUAUGUGCACUCUCUUGGUACGGGAGUCUGACCCCACGCUGGACGCACCGACUUGACUCAUUUGCCAUGCUGCGCUUCGGUGCUGCAUUAGGGGAAGGGGUCUUCCCAAUGUUUGUUGCGCGCAAAAUAAAGGACAUCAAGGAGCUUGACGAGAUUCCUGGCGUGAUUCGUGACGUGGGUCCGGUUUCAGAUAAUGCUAUUAUCCCUAUCAGUCGGCUUGGCCUUUGGGAAGGGAAACCACUGCAGAAUCUCCGGAGAUAUGAGUGCUAUGAAGCAGACAGUGAGUCUAUGACAGUGAGCGAGCAUAAUCAGGUGCGGCGCGGUGGUCCCAGAUAG
Molecule: messenger RNA, 2310 nt
Organism: Penicillium canariense
Lineage: Eukaryota; Fungi; Ascomycota; Eurotiomycetes; Eurotiales; Aspergillaceae
Exons: 1
Coding region: 1-2310 (769 amino acids)
Source: RefSeq, a predicted model, not a curated record